Messenger RNA from Eptesicus fuscus (big brown bat), 798 nucleotides. RefSeq names its product tyrosine-protein phosphatase non-receptor type 23-like. NCBI's taxonomy places the organism in Eukaryota, Metazoa, Chordata, Mammalia, Chiroptera, Vespertilionidae. The transcript has 3 exons. The coding region runs from base 1 to 798 and encodes 265 amino acids. The record is from RefSeq and is a predicted model, not a curated record.
AUGAGUCCAGCUCAGAAACUGAGCCCAGCUCUAGAUCCCAGCCUAGUGCGACAACCAGGCCCAUCUCUAGAAUGCAAACGAGCCCUGGAACCUCAUCCAACUCUGAGAACCCAGCCUGUUUCUGGAACCCAAACCAGUUCCAGAACCCAGACCAGUUUUGGAACCCAGCUCAGAUCUGAGACUCAGCCCAGCUCAGACACCCAGCCCAGCUCUAGAACCCUGACCAGUGCAAGAAUUCAGCCUAGCUCUGGAGCCCAGCUCAGUUCCAGAACCCAAACCCAGCCUGUUUCUGAAACCCAAUCCAGCUCCAGAACCCAGACCAGCUUAAGAAUCCAGCUCAGCUCUAGGAAGGGGCUUCGCCCACAGACCCCUGGCCUUGACCCUAGAACCCAGUCUGAUUCCACUCCUCCAGCCCGAACUCAGCCCCCAGACCCACCACCAAGAGCCCCAACUCCGGCCCCCAGCAAAGUCUCUCAGCCUCAACCCCAGCCCGAUGAUCUGGUACGUGGAACCCAGGCCAAUACCGGCAGAAGCCUACCGACACCCCACCUGGCCCCAAAGCCACAGGCCCCCUUGACUCGCCAGAAACCAGCCCUUUUACCUAAGCCCCAGGUGGGACCCCAUAAGUCCACUCCACCUACCACAUCUGUCACCCCUAGUUCUGCCUCCGGGGUGGCCCUCCUUCGGUCCCAGCUCCCUGAAUCCCCAGCUCAGGAGCCUGCCCACUCCCCCAUGCUCAGGGAGUCAGGAACUGCUCUGCAAGGGUCAGAGCCCCUCCCCCACCACAAGGAGCUGUAG